AUCAUUUUUUUUUUUAAAUUUAUUUCCAAAAUUGUUUAAUGAAUAAUGUAUAACGCAUUUAACACAAACCAAACCAAGAGCAUGCCAAGAACUUGUUAUGCUGUGUACACCUCCUUGAACCAGGCCAACAAUCAAUACCAAAUUCCCCAACAAUCCCAGCAGUAUACCAGCAAUGCAUAUGCCCAGCCCUUGCAACAGCCCAGCCAAUAUGCUAACAUUGCCUCGGCCUAUCAACCUGGUUCUGCCGGCACUGCCGCAGCUGCUGCGCCUCAGUAUGCCCAAUCUUUGCAGCAAUUGCAGCGUCAACAACCUCAGGUGCAGCAAUAUGCUCAACCCCAAUCGCAGUACUCCCCAGAUCAAUAUAAUGCCGCCUAUUAUGCCUAUCAACAGCAGCAACAACAACAAGCCUUGGCUUUGCAACAACAACAACAGCAGCAACAACAACAAUUGGCCUAUGCCCAGCACCAACAACAAUUGUUGAAGCAACUUUACUCGAAUCAGGCAGCCACUGCCCCCCAACAACAGCAAGCACAACAACAAUCCGCAUACGCCAGCCAACAGCCACAGGCCAAUCAAUAUUUCACCGCCGAACAAUAUGCCGAUUACUUGAGCAAGCAACAGGCUCAGCUGCUUAGUGCCCAACAGCAACAAGUGCAACAACAAUAUCAGCAGGGCGGAUAUGUCACCACGGCCAGUGCCGAGGCGCCCACCACCCAGGCCACCCAUACCCAAGCGUAUACCACCGCUGCAGCCCCCUUGGAGGCGAGUUCGGUGCCACCCCGUAACGGUUUGGAAAGUGGCCAAUAUUCGGCCUCGGACAAAGUGUCUCAUGUCAAGUUCCAAAGUGGCAAUUUGGCCUACAACUUCUAGGCGCGGCUAGGCAAAGCGCCUGUCUCUGGUGAUUGACUGACUUGAGACUUGGUGAAACGACCUUCAUGGCAACUGUGUGGGUUGUUGCAUUUGUGGUGAAACUUUUAUGCCUUAGAAGGUGUUCUUUCUUUUCAUUAUUUUGCAUUUUUUUUUCCAAAACAAAAAGUGAAUGGAAAAACUAUUUCCUCAUUUUUGUUAUUUAUCACCCCAUUACCUUAGUCAUCCCCCUUCCUUCCCUCCUUCCCGCCUUCCUUUAGUAUUAGUGUGUGAAAAUUUUUUGUAGUUAGUGUGUGACUUAUGAUGAAUAAAAACAAAUCUAAACAUUUGAA
This is a messenger RNA of Stomoxys calcitrans (stable fly), 1199 nucleotides long. Its product is annotated as probable basic-leucine zipper transcription factor Q. Bases 46 to 870 code for a protein of 274 amino acids. The record is from RefSeq and is a predicted model, not a curated record. NCBI's taxonomy places the organism in Eukaryota, Metazoa, Arthropoda, Insecta, Diptera, Muscidae. The transcript has 2 exons.